AUGUCUUCGAGUCACUAUGAAUCCGCAGCCAAAGAUUUGGAGCAGGAGAAGAAGAUGGUGGCGGCGUUGAAACGUCUUUCCAUUGGAAACCGCAUGAACUAUGACCCCGAUCUUCCUCCGGAAGAAUCCGAUUUUUUGCCGCUGUCUGAGUGGGAAAAGUCUCCCUCGCCUCCCAAAACGUCGCCGCAAAAACUGCUAAAUGAAAAUGCGGAAAUCAACGAAGUACCGGAUAAUGUGGAUACUCAUGAGCUUCUUUGGGUUCCUGCCAAAAUGCACCCGGAAGUGGAUCCAGAACUGUUCAAAUUGCAUGUAAAGAAUGCGGUGGAAGAGAUCAUGGAGCGGAAAUUGACCCGCAAAUUGUCUCGUAGGUCUUCCCUUCUGGGCUCUCCAAGCACCGAAAUAUCCAAAACCUCGGCUCCUUCCACGCCAGAGUCUUCUCAAAAUCAAGAUACCUCACCAUCACGCUCGGCUACGCAUACCGGUUUACCGUCUGACCCCAGGAAACGAUUCUCGAAUCCUUCUUUGCACCAGCUUUCUUCGGAACUUGAAAACUUAUCUCGAAGGGCCGGAAUGGAUGCUAACGAUGCCGUCACUUUGGCUCGAACUCUUUCCUCUUCUUCUUUGGGCUACACAAACAGUGAGCGUCUUGCCAUUGACGAACUUACGCUGCCUCCCCGUUCUCGUGAGCCUUCUUAUCGAGAACCCGGAGCGGAACACGCUGAAGAGUUCCCACUAAAACGCAGCCGAAGACUCGAUUAUCGCAAAAAUACCGUGGCUUCAGGAACCAGUCUUCAAAAUAACAAGGCAGGAAAGCUAGCAGAGCUUCGUAGCAAUCUCAAUUCGGCUCUGCAAACCACCGUUCCUAGUCUUCACAGCGACUUUAAUGUACCAAAAGUACGCUCAAAGCACAGACGUCCACGCAAUAACAGAGACUCCCAAACGCUUUUUUCGUACAGAAACCCAAACGAAAAGACUGAAAAUCCACCACUUGAAGCUCAUUCUUCCCAGCGAGUCACCAGCGACUCGCCAUAUCUGACAGCUUCUUCAUCCAGUUCAAUCGAGAGACACUUUACUCCAACUUAUCACCCGCAAUAUAGACGACUGAUUCUGGGGUCUCUGACCUUGCCCUAUUCACAGGUUCCUAGCCCACAGCUUCAACAAACUUCCAAGCAUAAACUGCACCGCCGUGGUUCUAAUAAUGAAUAUCGUCCUCGCCAGGCACCUCCUCCGCAGCCUCGAGGCCAGCCAGGAAACCGCCGAGUGCCCACACCUCCCCAGAGUUAUCCUCCAGGUUCGUACCAGGGAAAACCAACUCCCCAAGUGACGGUGGUCGAUACGGGUUCGCCUGUCAAAAGUGGACUCAACAAAAACCUCGACCUCUUACGUUCCGAGAUAAAUGAGUUUAAAGAAAGUCUCAGCACCCGCACCAUUCCUGGAACCACAGAGUCCUCUGAUAGCAGCGACAAUAACGAGUCGGAUUUCAGUUUCGAAGCAUCAUACCAGGACGUCAGUUACGAGGAUUCUCUUGGUAUAGAACUGGAGGUUUUACGCGAGCUCCAAGCCGAGCGCGAGACUCCACAACCUCCACUGAAUCAACCGUUCACGAAACUUUCAUCUACGAAACAACCAUCUUCUAAGCAACCGUCCACGAACCCUCCCACAAAUCAACCUUUUACUAAACAACCUUCUACGAACCCACCAUCAUUCCACGUUCAAGUACCGGCUUCAGCUGUAACAUCUGGACGGAAAGAGACUGGAAACGAAUCCAAGAACCUCAAUUUGAACCGUCAUGAUGCAAUCACUCCACUGCGUCUGAAAAAUGGACAAUGGGACAAGACAAGAGCAGACACUUUCAAUGUUAUAACGAGUGGAACGACUGAAACAAACCAUUUGGAUGAAGAUCACGGUGAACAAGCAAUUUUGAAGCGUGCUCAGCUGCCUGUCAUGAAGCAUUCUGAGCAUCCUCAAGAUGUCCACUCGCUGCCAGAAAAGGAAAAUUUCAGAACACAACCUCACCCAGAAAGCAAAGAACCACAGGCCAACGAUCCCGUAGAGGAGCUCGUGAAAAUCUCUGAAGCUGCGCCCAAAAAGAGAACUCUCAAAAAGAAGAAAUCUUGGCCAUGGAUGAGAGAUCGGUCUGCCUCGCUUGACGAAAAUACGUCUCCUACUCCUAAUCCUCCAUCUCGUUCUGUGUCGACACCGGAGAUUACAGACAAAGCAAAACGAAACGAGGUGAAAAAGUCUGAUUCCAAGGAGCUAAAAACUCAGACCAAUGACAAUCGAAACAUGAUAUCCAAAUUGUUCAGGAAAAAGAAGACCGUCAAGCAGAGCUAUACUACCAACGGAGUCACUGUGGACUACGAAUCGGAUUCGGAUUCUGACGACAAGAAACUGUUGUCGAAAAAGAAGAAGAGUGCAAAGAAAAAGCUCUACACCAACUUGUUACAGCUGACUUCGAGUACCUUGUUGAGCGAAGAUGAACAAAGCCAUGGAGUUCUACAGAAACAAACUUCUCGUGGAAGCCAAAGAAGUGAUAACAGCGAAAACAUAGCAACUAUUCACGAGGUUCAGCCGGAAACUCCCAAACACAAGCACAAAAAGGCUGAAGUCAAAGAGUCAAAAUCCAAGGAAUCAGAUGAAAAUCAGGCCAAAUUUGACAAUUUGGAUGAAGAACCCUUGCAGUCUCUGACUCCCACAAAGAAGUCAAAAGAUAAAAAGGAUACAAAGAGUCUUAAAGACGCAAAAGACUCAGACAGAGAAGUACCAAGCAGAUCACAAACUACGUUAGAUGUCCAGGAGAAGAUCAAAAAAUCGAUCAAACGAACCUCCAAAGCUAAUCAACCAAUUGAGUUCACGGACUCAGCUUUCGGAUUUCCUCUUCCACCGCCUUCCCAAUCCACUUUGGUGAUGCUAGACUACAGGUUUCCCGUUCAUGUUGAACGAGCCAUCUACAGAUUGUCUCAUCUUAAAUUAGCCAACCCCAAACGGUCGCUUGCGGAACAAGUAUUGCUUUCCAAUUUUAUGUAUGCGUACCUCAACUUGGUGGAUCAUACGUUACAUUUGGAAAUGGCUGAGGAACUGCAAGGAGAAAUUGAUUUGGAACUAGGAAAAGAACCGGAAAAAGCUUGA
Molecule: messenger RNA, 3129 nt
Organism: Meyerozyma guilliermondii ATCC 6260
Lineage: Eukaryota; Fungi; Ascomycota; Pichiomycetes; Serinales; Debaryomycetaceae
Gene: ZDS1
Product: Zds1p
Exons: 1
Coding region: 1-3129 (1042 amino acids)
Biological process (GO): establishment of cell polarity; positive regulation of G2/M transition of mitotic cell cycle
Cellular component (GO): cytoplasm; cell septum
Source: RefSeq, a predicted model, not a curated record